Hyaena hyaena (striped hyena) is the source of this 2385-nucleotide messenger RNA. RefSeq names its product C-terminal binding protein 1 (gene CTBP1). The transcript is spliced from 10 exons. Bases 394 to 1686 code for a protein of 430 amino acids. The record is from RefSeq and is a predicted model, not a curated record. NCBI's taxonomy places the organism in Eukaryota, Metazoa, Chordata, Mammalia, Carnivora, Hyaenidae. Gene Ontology annotation, molecular function: transcription corepressor activity; oxidoreductase activity, acting on the CH-OH group of donors, NAD or NADP as acceptor; NAD binding.
CCCGGUGGAGCGGCUGCUGGCGCGGCGCGGCGCGGCUCGGCACGGCGGCGCCCGGGCGCAGGCGAGCGGGCGGAGCAGCGGACGGUGCCCAGGCCGCCCCACGCGCCGGGCUCGCGGCGGAGCGCGCCGGACUCGUCGGGGCCUGCGGCCGCCCGCGCCUUUCAAUGGGCAGCUCGCACUUGCUCAACAAGGGCCUGCCGCUUGUCAGACUUUGACCCCGGCGCAGGCUUCGGUGGUCGCGGCGGAUCAGGAGCCUAAGAGCUUUGGUUCGAGACAAUUAAAGACGUGGGAUGAGGAUCCAGUGACAGGACGCAGUUCUGCCGGGGGAUUCUGAAGAUAAAUCGCUUUGAAAAGUCGAAUUCAUGGUCGUGGAAGCUGAGCCCAUAUUAAGAAAUGUCAGGCGUCCGACCCCCGAUCAUGAACGGGCCCCUGCACCCCCGGCCCCUGGUGGCACUGCUGGACGGCCGGGACUGCACAGUGGAGAUGCCCAUCCUGAAGGACGUGGCCACAGUGGCCUUCUGUGACGCACAGUCCACGCAGGAGAUCCACGAGAAGGUCCUGAACGAGGCUGUGGGGGCGCUGAUGUACCACACCAUCACGCUGACCAGGGAGGACCUGGAGAAGUUCAAAGCUCUUCGUAUCAUUGUUCGAAUCGGCAGCGGUUUUGACAACAUCGACAUCAAAUCAGCUGGGGAUUUAGGCAUCGCUGUCUGCAACGUGCCAGCGGCGUCUGUCGAGGAGACGGCUGACUCCACCAUGUGCCACAUCCUCAACCUGUACCGCAGGACCACGUGGCUGCACCAGGCCCUGCGGGAGGGCACUCGGGUCCAGAGCGUCGAGCAGAUCCGGGAAGUGGCUUCCGGAGCCGCCAGGAUCCGUGGGGAGACCUUGGGUAUCAUAGGACUAGGUCGAGUGGGGCAGGCGGUGGCGCUUCGGGCCAAGGCCUUCGGCUUCAACGUGCUGUUCUACGACCCCUACCUGUCGGACGGCACGGAGCGGGCGCUGGGGCUGCAGCGGGUGAGCACGCUGCAGGACCUGCUCUUCCACAGCGACUGCGUCAGCCUGCACUGCGGCCUCAACGAGCACAACCACCACCUCAUCAACGACUUCACCGUCAAGCAGAUGCGACAAGGCGCCUUCCUGGUGAACACGGCCCGGGGCGGCCUGGUUGAUGAGAAGGCGCUGGCCCAGGCCCUGAAGGAGGGGCGGAUCCGGGGUGCAGCCCUGGACGUGCACGAGUCGGAGCCAUUCAGCUUUAGCCAGGGCCCCCUGAAGGAUGCGCCCAACCUGAUCUGCACCCCCCACGCAGCCUGGUACAGCGAGCAGGCGUCCAUUGAGAUGCGGGAGGAGGCGGCACGGGAGAUCCGAAGGGCCAUCACAGGCCGGAUCCCCGACAGCCUGAAAAACUGCGUCAACAAGGAUCACCUGACAGCGGCCACCCACUGGGCCAGCAUGGACCCCGCUGUCGUGCACCCUGAGCUCAAUGGGGCUGCCUACAGCAGGUAUCCGCCCGGCGUGGUAGGCGUGGCCCCCAGCGGCAUCCCGACCGCCGUCGAGGGCAUCGUCCCCAGCGCUAUGUCCCUGUCCCACGGCCUGCCCCCUGUAUCCCACCCGCCCCACGCCCCUUCUCCCGGCCAGACCGUCAAGCCCGAGGCAGAUAGAGACCAUGCGAGUGACCAGUUGUAGCCCGGGCGGAGCUCUGCAGCCUCGGCGCCCUCGGAUGGCGCGUGUGGAGACGGCGCCUGCGAGGCCACAGCGCCCAGAGACUGUGCCGGCCGCAUGGGCGAGAGGCCGCGCUCCCCGCGUCAGCUGCGGCGUCCGUCCCCGGGCCGGCCGCUGUCCUGUGUUCUCUGCGUCCUCGUUAAGCAAAAGAAGUUAGUAGUUAAUUCUAUCAUGAAUGUCCUUGUCCGUGUACAGUCUUUAGAACAUCACGAAGGAGCGGUUUGCUUAGCUGUCACCAGGCGCGUGCCCACGGGGCCGCGUCCGAGGGGAGCGCGCCCGCCCCAGACCGUCGGGCAGACUGCUCAGGGCCACGGCUCCGCCCGCGUUUCUUUCUGCGCCACACAGUGCAUUGUUUUUUCUACCUGCUUGUCUUAUUUUUAGAAUAAUUUAGAAAAACAAAACAAAGGCUGUUUUUCCUAAUUUUGGCAUGAAUUCCCCUUGUUCCAAACGGAGACGGCAUCGCAAAGUGGCUCGAAGAGAAGCGGAGGCUGUGUGGCGCGGCGCCCGGCCGUCGGCGCGGGUCUGGGACGUGAGGGCGCGCGGCCCGCGCGGUGCCGCCCUGCUGACGUGGUAGGCUAGCAAUAUUUUGGUUAAAACCAUGUUUGUGACUGUAACCAUUUGUAUGAAUUAUUUUAAAGGAAUAAAAAUCCCAGAAAGAGCCGG